Messenger RNA from Zonotrichia albicollis (white-throated sparrow), 743 nucleotides. The record is from RefSeq and is a predicted model, not a curated record. NCBI's taxonomy places the organism in Eukaryota, Metazoa, Chordata, Aves, Passeriformes, Passerellidae.
AACUUGGAAAGCCCAUGAGGAACUGCUACUCCCUGCCAGGCCCUGAUUUUACCUAUGGGAUGUACAUGCACAAGAGAGAUGGAGGAGUCCCUGAAGCCAUAGGGCACUGGGACACAGUGAAGGCCAAGGCCCACCCCCGUAAGAGGGUGAUGCCGCGGGAUUUCGUGGCCAUGGGCCGUGCAGCUGUGGAUGAAGGCUGCACCAAAGCCAGGGAGUUUGCUCUGUACUACGGCUACAUGGACAUCCGCUGCAAGGACAAGGGCAUCCUCAGAUAUGGGGGCAAGGUACCUCCAGGCAUAACCUUUGGCAAGCCACCACGGCCUCCCACUCCCUUUUUUGACCUCAUGCAACACAGAUACAAGGAGCUGUGGAUGGAGGAGCAGAGAGCCCGGACCAGAGUCCAGCACAUGAUGAAGAAAAAGGUGGGCGAGGUGCGCGAGAACCGCACCUCGUUCCUGCGCACGCACCCGCUGCCCGUGAAGCAGGAAUCCUUCUGGCACCUCCGGCGCUUCGAGAAGGCUAAGCCUCAUCUCAGGACUUUUCCAGACCCUGAAUCCCGUCAGAAGGCUCUCAGUGCCUCCCACUGAGGAGCUGCUGUGAGCUGCCCCUUCCCCAGAGGGCCCCCAGAACAAGGAUGGUGCUGGGCUCAGCCCUUGGACCCCAGGAUUCCACAUGGAAUAGACUUUCUCUCAGGUUUUACAGUUAUGCUAAUGCAGAUAUAGCCAAAUAAAUCAUAAAUAUAA